GAGCACUCCCUUUAAUACUUUUGUUUAAAGAUUAUAAAAUGCUGUUUGAUGGAUAAUCAGAAUGGGGUCAUGCUUUAGUAGUUCGGACAAGGUGUCGUCGUUCUCACCUGCCCCCAGCAGUUCCAGGAGAACAUAUAGUAAACAAUCCCUGAAGUCUGAUACUAUUGUUCAAAACUUAGACACUCUAGAGGAGGUGGAGGAGGUAGGAGGAGGAGCAAAAUCUUCUAAAUCUGCAAAUCCUGGACUUAGGUUUCAUAUGAUGAAGAAAAAAGCUGAAAUAAAAGAAAAUCAGACUAAAUUAACAACCUCUCUAACGAAUCCGAUUGUAGACGGGGGAGUGGAAAAAAGAGUUUUAGAAGAAGAUUCUUGGUUCCGGAAGGAGCGGGAUAAUUUAAACCGGAAGUUCAACACUCUGCCUCCCAUAGAAGCAGGGAGGGUCGUGCGCGAAACCGGAACAGCAUUUUAUAUUGAUUAACGAAGAAAGACGACAUUUAAAAUAUUUUGUUCUGUCUUAACCGAACUAGCAUCGAAAUAAAUUCAAAAUUAAUAUGA
Messenger RNA from Eurytemora carolleeae, 552 nucleotides. RefSeq lists its product as uncharacterized. Lineage: Eukaryota; Metazoa; Arthropoda; Copepoda; Calanoida; Temoridae. The transcript is spliced from 6 exons. The coding region runs from base 62 to 475 and encodes 137 amino acids. The record is from RefSeq and is a predicted model, not a curated record.